Messenger RNA from Aspergillus nomiae NRRL 13137, 843 nucleotides. Its product is annotated as tRNA splicing endonuclease subunit SEN34. Lineage: Eukaryota; Fungi; Ascomycota; Eurotiomycetes; Eurotiales; Aspergillaceae. Gene Ontology annotation, cellular component: tRNA-intron endonuclease complex. The transcript has 3 exons. Gene Ontology annotation, biological process: tRNA splicing, via endonucleolytic cleavage and ligation; tRNA-type intron splice site recognition and cleavage. Gene Ontology annotation, molecular function: tRNA-intron lyase activity; nucleic acid binding. The record is from RefSeq and is a predicted model, not a curated record. Bases 1 to 843 code for a protein of 280 amino acids.
AUGACUACGGAGCCCACCCUCCCCAUCCCGAUCUCGUAUAUCGCGGGUAACUACUAUCUUUUCUCUAUUGAUGCCGUUACGUAUUUGAGACGAGAGCAUCACAUCUGUGGUGUCCUGAUAGGCACUCUGCCGCAAAUCCCACAACAAAAUGUCUUCCUGGGAUUGCCGCUGGAGCUGAUGCCGGAGGAGGCGAGGCUGCUGGUGGAGAAAGGUGUAGCUUGCAUUGUAGACGAGGAUCGCAAGAAGUAUCUCCGUGAGCUAGAAUCCCAAGGCCUUCAAGCUAUGCGGCUGCAAGCCAGCCGGAAGGAGCAACAGAGAGAGAAAUCAUUAAAGAAAUUAGAAGAAAAGAAAGCAAAAGCUGCCAAAUCAAAGAAAUCCGAGGAUCCUGAACCCGCUUCUACUGUCGCUGAUGGGCCUAAGGAUGACCCAUUGGUAGACCUCUUCGCAGACAGUCAACCGUCAAGCCAUAGUCAAACUACUUCUCGACGUACCUCCACUACUGUCGCCCCCGAGAAUGCACUGGGCAUCACGCCAGCAACGGCUCGCUCCCUCGUCUUAUCCUUUGUUUGCUCAUCUCCAUGCCGAGGGUUAUUUCCUGUCCCCGGGUCUCGAUUUGGCUGCCAGUAUCUUGCCUAUCCGGGCGAUCCCUUACGAUUCCACUCUCAUUUCUUGGUUGUCUCUGCCGAAUGGGACGAAGAGCUCGAUUUGAUGGACAUUAUCGCCGGAGGUCGACUGGGCACGGGUGUAAAGAAGGCAUUUAUGAUUGGAGGUGCUGAGAAGAAGGAGAACACUGCCGAUGAAGAGAAUGUGAGAACUUUCAGCAUUGAGUGGGCAGGAAUGUGA